AUGGACGCGACCGCCACGAGGGAGGCGACGACCGCGUGCGCGUACGUCUCGCUGUGGAUCGCGCUCAGCGCGGGCGUCAUCCUGUACAACAAGUACGUCCUCGCCGUGCACGGGUUCCCGUUCCCGAUCGCGCUGACGAUGAUACACAUGGCGUUCUGCUCGUUCAUGGCGUACGCGCUCGUCAAGGUGUUCAAGGUGGUCGACGGAUGCGUCGCGAUGACGCGGCAGGCGUACGUGCGAAGGGUCCUGCCCAUCGCGUUUCUCUUCGCCGUCGUCCUGUGGACGGGAAACAGCGCGUACCUGUAUCUCAGCGUGUCGUUCAUUCAGAUGGUGAAGGCGUCGAUGCCCGUGGUCGUCUUCGCCGCGGCGGUCAGCAUGCGCGUGGAGAAGUACUCGCACAAGAUGGCGUUCAUCCUCGCGAACAUCGCGCUCGGGGUGUCCGUCGCGUCGUGGGGGGAGCUCAACUUUCACGCCGUCGGGUUCACGUUUUUGAUCGCAUCCAUGGCGGCGGAGGCGUUUCGGAUCGUCUCCGUGCAGCUCCUGCUCGCGAGCGCGGACAUCAAGCUGAACAGCAUCACGACGCUGUACUACGUCUCCCCCGCGUGCUUCGCGUUCUUGUCCGUCCCGUUCGCGGACCCCGCGUCCGUGGACGGGAAACAAAUCAAUUGGGAACCCACGGUGCUGUGGACGAACGCCGCGGUCGCGUUCAUGCUGAACGUGUCGAUAUACCUCCUCAUCGGGAAGACGUCCGCGCUGACGAUGAACGUCGCGGGGCCGGUGAAGGACUGGAUGUUGAUAUACCUCUCGUCGUUGGUGUUCGACGCGCCCAUCACCUCGACGCAGGCGCGGUACGCGUACGCGUUCGCCGCGGUGUGCGCGUACAACUACGAGAAGUUUAAGACGAUGAAAGCCAAGGAGGCGACGAUGACGACGGGCUCCUUGGGCGGGGGUGCGAGUAGCGUUGGGGGCGACCCUGGUAGGGGUGGAUCGGCGAAGAGCGCGCGAGCGCGGGCGUACGAGCACAGUGCGCCGUGCCGAAAAGCGUGA
Micromonas pusilla CCMP1545 is the source of this 1047-nucleotide messenger RNA. Its product is annotated as Drug/Metabolite transporter superfamily. The transcript has 3 exons. Gene Ontology annotation, cellular component: trans-Golgi network; endosome; Golgi apparatus. The coding region runs from base 1 to 1047 and encodes 348 amino acids. The record is from RefSeq and is a predicted model, not a curated record. Gene Ontology annotation, molecular function: antiporter activity. NCBI's taxonomy places the organism in Eukaryota, Viridiplantae, Chlorophyta, Mamiellophyceae, Mamiellales, Mamiellaceae.